AUGCGGUCCAUGGGAGAGGUAAAAUUCACAAGAGUGCUCGUCGUUGGCGCAGGUCCCGUUGGCCUACUCACAGCUUUGAUGCUCGCCCAAGGCGGAAUCGACGUCGAUGUCAUAGAUUCCGCCACGCAGAUCGACCCACGUCCACGGGGUAUUGCUUAUGGACCUCCCGCAGUCAGAGUCUUGCGCCGUGCCGGAGUCCUGGAUAAAGCUUUCAAGAGAGGGUUGGAAGGCAAAAAAAUGAUCUGGAGGGAGCUCAAUGGAAACAAGAUCACCGAAGUCGAUUUUACCAAGGAUCCGACGUUCACUGACCGAUCCCUCAUCCUGCCCGUCCACAUCCUAGCCGGCUUGUUGUACGAAGAACUUGGCAAACUGGACAACGCCAAAGUCCACUGGGGCUGUAAAUACGUUGGCCACGGUCAAGAUGACAGUCAUGUCCUGGUUGAAGCUGAACGCGAUGGUCAGACCGAGACGUUCGAUGUGGACUUCAUGGUUGGGUGUGACGGUGGUCAGAGCGCCGUAAGGAGAGCGCUGUUCAAGGACUCGUUCCCCGGCAAGACGUGGGAUGUGCAAAUUGUGGCAAUGAAUAUCCGUUACGAUGGUUUCGAAAAGGCCGGAUGGUCCGAUACGCAAUGGAUUGUCGAUCGCGAGCACUGGGGUAUGGCCUGCAAGAUUGACAAUACGGGCUUGUGGCGUUUCGGCUACGGUGAACGUCGUGCACUCGGCGAAAAUGAUCUCAUGGAGGGCCGCGCUGCGAAAAUGGAACGGCUCUUGCCGGGGUCACCAAAAGAAGGCGAGUAUGAGGUGCUCAGGUGGAGUCCCUUCGUGAUGAAUAAUCGAUGCGUGGAGAAAAUGCACGUUGGGCGCGUCCUCCUUGCUGGAGACGCGGCCCAUUUGUGCAACCCAAUGGGUGGCCUUGGUCUGACUGGAGGCAUUUCGGACGUUGGGAGCCUCGUAGAUGCUCUGCGGGGCAUUCACGAAGAAAAGGCUAGUUUGAAAAUCCUGGAGAUCUACGAUCAGACGAGGAGAGAAAUAUUCAACAAGUUCAUCGAUCCUAUCUCCUCAGCCAACCUGGAGCGGAUAUGGAUUGAUGGAUCAACAGCUUUGGAGAAAGACCCUACGCUACAAUACAUGCACGCGGCUGCUCAAGAUCCGGCCAGGCUGGGUCAUCUCCUCCGUGUAAGUUUUCAGGUCGAUCCGCUACGGAGACGGUCGAUGUUCUGA
Messenger RNA from Exophiala spinifera, 1221 nucleotides. RefSeq lists its product as uncharacterized. Gene Ontology annotation, molecular function: FAD binding. The coding region runs from base 1 to 1221 and encodes 406 amino acids. Lineage: Eukaryota; Fungi; Ascomycota; Eurotiomycetes; Chaetothyriales; Herpotrichiellaceae. The record is from RefSeq and is a predicted model, not a curated record. The transcript is spliced from 5 exons.